ACGACUAACGCUCAACGGAAACGGUUAUUUAUAAUAGAGUUAAACAACGCAAUCGUUUCGUUUACUCAAGUGUAAUAGUAGAUUCUAAAUCGGUUUCGGCAACAACAAGAACAACAACAAUAAAAAAAACGAUCUGUUACUGACGUAUUUGUGACCACCCUUAAACUGAUUGCAAUGUGGUCCUAAGAUGCGGCUCAACAAACACGACAAGCCAAGGACACGGUUUUAUAGACUGCUCUGCAUACCGUUAUUCCUGUUAGCCUGGUCACAACUCCAGGCUCAAGCCCAAACAACAACAGCCCAAACCGAGCCGGACCAAAAUGAUGUGGUUCGAAUAAAUGUGGUUAUCACGCCAUAUACCCUAACAUUUAGUGUCGGAGUUGAGCAGAAGGACAGUUACAUCAUCGAGAAUGUAGCUUGUCCAUCUGGUGGUACAUCAACAGCUUUGCCUGAUGACAAUUAUAUCUGUGAAAAUUUGGAGCCCUGUACGAGCUACACAAACACUGUAACCCUCAAAGGAACAGCUGAGGGAUCAACACCCUUCGAACAAUUCGUGGUUGCCUACACGGAUUAUAAAGAUCCAGUAACCCAAUUGCUAUCCGUUGAGGCAACAGCGACUACGAUAGUUCUGAACUGGGAGACCAGCGAUCGGUCGUGUGUGAAACACUUUGAGAUCUCGGCAACGGCAUCGGAUAGCUCUUUUUCGAGGCAACAGGCGAAGGAGGAAAGCAGCGAUAUCAUUGAGGAUGUGUGGCCCUGUCGCAACUAUACAGUCACGCUGAGCACACGGAACAAUGAGAGCGUUAUCGUUGACAAGGACACAACACUGUUGGAAACGGAUUACUUGGAGCCCGGCGAUCUGCAGCUGACCAUUACAACGCGCUCCAAUGAGGACACGCUGAUCACAUGGAAUGAGCCGGAUAACAAGAGCUGCAUUGGCAGCUUCACCAUUGUCUGGCGCCGUAACGAUUGUGUGCCGGAUGAGGAUGGGCAGACAACAACGCCGGAGAUUGACGGGGAGACAACAACGCCAGAGAUGGACGGAGAAACGACAACGCCAGAGAUGGAUGGGGAGACAACAACUACGGAGAUGGAUGGGGAGACAACAACUACGAAGGUGGAUGUGGAUACAACCACUACGAUUACGGAUGAGGAAACAACCACCACAAUAACAGACGAUGAGACAACCACCACAGUUAUAGAUGAUGAGACGGCGGCUACUGUGAAUCUAGAUCAUUUGAAGGGGACAACUUCUGCGCCUGUGCAGGGUUCGGGGAUACAAGCGAAGAAAGAGUGCGAGUGGAGCGAAUACUCCAACGAUAGCUCCCUCAAGCAGUAUACCCUGAACAAUCUGCAGGGCUGUGCAGAGCACACCAUCGAGGUCUACAUCAACAUGGAGCGCAAUACAACUGCCAAAGCCACGGAGACUUUUGUCUCCGGCGAGAGGCUGCCCAGUGCUGUGUCGGAGCCGACACAGGAAAUUCACUCGACAGAGCUGAAAUGGCUUUGGUCGCCGCCCAUCGAUCAUUCCAAAUGUGUGGCCAAUUAUCGGGUGAAUCUGAGUGGACCCAUCCAGCGUGAGGAUUUCGAUAUUGACGAGCAGUUGACCAGCGAGACAUUUAUUGUGUUUAGCAAACUGGAACCCUGUGGCAGCUACAAUGUGGAGAUUGUGCCCAUCUCGUUAAAUGGCAAGCCGGGUGCAAUAUACCAGGGUCAAAGUACACUUGGCGAGGAUCAACCAACACAGAUCCUUGAGCCGACGAGCAGCACCAAACCCUUUUCCAUUGAGCUGAGCUGGCUGACUCCAAGCUAUGCGGAUCUCUGCAUCGCUGGCUAUCGCAUUUCCGGCUGGAUGGACGAUGACAAAGAGGUGGAUGCCCUAAGCAUUAACACCCAACAGAACUCCGUGGUCUUCGAGAAAGAUCUGAUUGCGUGCCAGGCAUACACUAUACAAAUAAUACCCUAUACCCGGGAGAAUUUGGAUGGAGAACUGCGACAAAUUGAGGUCGAGACGCAGGCAGCUGUUAUCAAUUUUGAAAAGAUACUUCUGCAAGUGGCGGGCAAAAAGGCGACUUCGCAUAGUCUGGAGCUGAAUGCACAAAAUCAGGAUUUCAAUAACAACUGUCAGACGAUCUAUGCGCACUUCAGCUGCUCCACGACGGCGAAUGUACGCUACAAUUAUGGGGAGAUGUAUGUGGAGAGUUAUCGGGAUCGUGGCUUCCAGGCAACGAUUGCACCACUCAGCCCCUACACCCAGUAUAUAUGCAGUGUGGUGCUCUACAAUGUGGCAGGUGCCUCGGCGCCGAAGCGACUAACGGGCACUGACCUCAUGACCCUUGUCUAUUUUCCCGAUCAGCCGGAAAGUGUCACACUAGACGGCAGCACCAAACACAGCUUGACCUUCAACUGGUUGCAGCCCAAAUCAUCGAAUGGACCCAUUAAAUAUUAUCAGGCAUUUCUCAUGCGCUACGAGGCCGAUUAUUUUGUGCCCAGCAUCUGUGAGGCCAUCACAGAGGUGCCAAAAACCGAUACGAAAGGUGAUACGACGAAUACCUUCACGGAUCUGUCGCCAGCUGUGAAAUAUAUUAUGCAAGUGGCUGCACAGAAUGAUUUCGGCUUGGGUCAAUACACAGCGCCCAUUAUAGGCAUUACAGAACCAGAUGUUUCGGAUCCUGUAACGAAAUUGGAUGUAAUAUCAGAGGGACCCUCGCUGGAUCCGAAUGUUUAUAGCGCCAAUGUGACUGUCUACUGGACAAUACCGUGUAAAUCGAAUGGCGAAAUCGAGUGCUUCAUUUUUGACUUUAGUGGUAGACGGAAGGACAUGGAGAUUGCAUUCCAGCGAAAAGUGCCGCUCGAUAGGUUGGCCAAAAAGGGACGCAUGUCAUAUACCGAAACCGAUCUGCAGCCAGAAGUCGACUAUGCCGUUAAAGUCACAGUCAAAACGCGCAACGUGCCAACGUUGAGCGAGAGCGCAAUCCAGGAGUGGACAUCGCCAUCGGGCUUACCCGCUGGCCUGGGUGAUGAUGUUGUGCGUCAAAUGCGCGUCAGUGCCUAUGAGACAAGUCAUCCCACCAGUUCGGCUAUUGUGCGCUUGCCCGCCAAUAUUUUAGACUCGGAAUCGGGCAGUAUAACGUAUAUAGCGCUAUUGCUAUCCCAGAAGAGUUGUACAGGCCCACCGGAGCUGAAAUAUGAUGUGCUCAAUGCGGGAGAUUGGCCCUCUGUUGCCUCAUGGGAUGAAGUCGGUGGCGAUUGCAUUUAUCAAUAUCAAACAACGCCUGUGCGUUGGAAACCGCCGCUGACCAGCAGAAAUAGACGCGACACCAGCGGCGAGGAGGAGAUUGUCUUCGUCAUUGGUGAGGGCAAGUGUCCAGAUAUUACGGAGCGUUAUUGCAAUGGACCCCUUAACCCCAAUAUGGAAUACAAUAUGGUUGUGCGUCUGUUCACCAAUUCUGGUUAUAAUGAUGCCGCCGUGCUCGAGUUCAAAACAGAAGCGGCCAUCAAGGUGACCCUGAUUUUGAUCAGUGUCUCCUGCUGCCUGCUCUUAGCGUUUAUUCUGGGUUUGGUUGUACUCUACGUGCGCAAACGGAUUGCCUGGCAUCGCGAUUCUGGUCAGGGCAUUGAGGAUCCCUUUGGCAAUGUGACACCCAAGAAUUUUGCCAUAUUCUAUGCGGAUGUGUCCAAGCCGGAGAAGUUGGCACGCGAAUUCAAGGAAAUCACCGUUGACACCUUGAAACUGAGCUACGCCGCAUCCGAAUUGGGCUGCAAUAAGAAUCGUUAUGCGGAUAUAUAUCCAUAUGACAAGAAUAGGGUUAUUUUGGACAUAGAUACGGAGGGAUCGGAUUAUAUCAAUGCCUCAUUUAUUGAUGGUCACACACGUAAGAAGAAUUAUAUAGCAACCCAAGGACCCAAGCCGGAGAGCGUUAUGGAUUUCUGGCGCAUGAUCCUACAGCAUAAUGUGCGAGUCAUUGUUCAGGUUACCCAAUUCCGAGAGGGCAAUACGAUCAAAUGCAAUGAGUAUUAUCCGUAUAAUACGCGUGGUGUUAUUGUCACAAUCAAGUCAAAGGAACGCUUUGACAUCUAUGAUCGCACCGAACUGACGGUGGUCCAUGAGAAACACGGCUUGAAGGAGAAGGUGAUACAUUUCUAUUUCAAGAAGUGGCCAGAUCACGGCUGUCCCGAUGAUCCCAACCACCUGAUAACGUUCGUGAAGAAAGUGAAGGCAGAGAAGCGUCCCAAUUACUCGCCUAUUGUGGUGCACUGCAGCGCCGGCGUUGGACGGACGGGCACAUUCAUUGCCCUAGAUUUGAUAAUGCAGCGUCUGAAGAGCGAAUCGAAAAUCAAUAUUUUUGAAACGGUCAAGAAACUGCGAUUUCAGCGCAUGAAAAUGGUGCAAACACAGCAGCAAUAUGCAUUCCUUUACGCCUGCACCUAUGAGCUGGCAAAGCAUAAGGUUCCACGUGCUGCUCUCAAACCAAAUGGGCGUGCCAAAACGAAUUUAGUGCCCACCACAAAGAAGGUCAGCUUUCCGGAUGUGGAUCUGGACCGCGUCGAGAAAGUUGUGCAGGACUCACCAGAUCCGGAACGGGGUGAGGCCAAUAAUCUGUCGCGCUUUGGCGGCUUACGCCGCACAACGGAUUUGGGUUCGUUGAGCGAGCAGCCGGAGCGUAACAGUUACAAUCGACCAAACGGAGAGUGCGCCAUAUAAAAAUAUAUAUUUUUAUGAGCAUAUUGUGACAUCAAACAUAUAUGUAUGUGUAUAUAGAAGGAAUUAUGUGUGCCUGUAUUUAUUGUAUUAUACAAAUUUAUAAUUUAUCAACAAUAAUAGCCAAAGAGAAGUGUCUAUCGCUGUACUGUGAAAAUAAACAAAUAUAUGUGAAAAUUGUAA
Molecule: messenger RNA, 4885 nt
Organism: Drosophila grimshawi
Lineage: Eukaryota; Metazoa; Arthropoda; Insecta; Diptera; Drosophilidae
Gene: Ptp52F
Product: receptor-type tyrosine-protein phosphatase eta
Exons: 18
Coding region: 188-4705 (1505 amino acids)
Biological process (GO): protein dephosphorylation
Molecular function (GO): protein tyrosine phosphatase activity; protein binding
Source: RefSeq, a predicted model, not a curated record